AUGGUUAACGGCUAUCUUAUUAUUGGUGAUAAAAUUCUUCCAAACACUGUGCAGAGAGUUAAAUUUGGACUGGGUAAUGAUUUGCAGGCAGUCGAUACAAACGGUGGGCUCUUCUAUUCUCAAGUACCCGGUAUUAUGAUGUUCAUCAGCAGAACAGCCCUUGUUUAUCUUCCUCCGGGUACCUGGGCAUUCAGUAUCGGUGCACGAAGUGAAUUAAGUUACGGAACAGUUCGUGGCGGUAUUGCAACAUACGAAUUAACUGAAUUAGAGAACGAGGGUUUGGGUGAUCUUGCAUUAGCAAGAUUUCCAGAAUAG
Rotaria socialis is the source of this 315-nucleotide messenger RNA. Lineage: Eukaryota; Metazoa; Rotifera; Eurotatoria; Philodinida; Philodinidae. The record is from the annotation of a GenBank genome assembly.